AUGUCCGUGUGCGUGUCCUCUGCCGGCGGGACACUCGGUGUCGAUGCGAUGUCACUCUCGCAGAUGGCAUUGCCCACGUCGAUGAUGUUGCCACUGGCACAUUCCUCAUCGACCAUCGGUACACACUCAUCGUUACUGAGUCAAUCGAUGGCCGGUGGACAGACAAGCCUCGGCAUGAUCAGCACCCUAGACGGAGGCUCUUCAGCGGGCGGAUCAUCCAGAGCGCUGCAUCACAACAGCACCACCGGCAACAGUAGCAACGGGCACGGUAGUCUCAACGGAAGUCUUACCGGGCUUCAGCACAGUGUGCUCGGUGGCCAAAGUACCACCAUCGGCGCCAGCCUGUCCGGGGAUCUUGCGGAUCAUCAUCCAAAUCCCGAAAUGCUAUUGGCGCUGAUAUCACGUAACAAGGCUCUCGAAGCAACCAUUCCAAAGUGUGGCGGUUGUCACGAACUCAUCCUGGAUCGCUUCAUCCUAAAGGUGUCGGACCGUACGUGGCACGCCAAAUGUCUCCAGUGCAGCGAGUGUCGGAUACAGCUGAACGAAAAGUGUUUCGCCCGCAAUGGUCAACUGUUCUGCAAGGACGAUUUCUUCAAGCGUUACGGGACGAAAUGUGCCGCGUGCGAUCUGGGCAUACCGCCGACGCAGGUGGUCCGACGGGCGCAGGACAACGUGUACCAUCUGCAGUGUUUCAUGUGUUCGAUGUGCUCCCGGCAGCUCAACACGGGCGACGAGUUCUACCUGAUGGAAGACUGUAAGCUGAUCUGUAAACCAGAUUACGAGGCAGCUAAGGCUAAAGGUCUUUACCUCUCCGAUGGUUCACUCGAUGGGGAAUCAUCGAACAAGCGACCGAGAACUACCAUCACUGCCAAGCAGUUGGAGACCUUGAAAAGCGCCUACAACAGCAGUCCAAAGCCGGCGCGCCACGUCCGGGAGCAGCUAUCGCAGGACACCGGGCUAGAUAUGCGUGUCGUGCAAGUGUGGUUUCAGAACAGACGAGCGAAAGAGAAGAGGCUGAAAAAGGAUGCUGGCCGUACCCGAUGGAGUCAGUACUUCCGGUCAAUGAAGGGAACGUCCUCUCCCAGCCGGCACGAUAAGCUGCUCGAUAAGGAUGAGCUGAAGAUCGAUCUCGAUAGCUUCAGUCAUCACGACCUCAGCAACGAUAGCUACAGUACGUCCAACAUGGGCCUGGAGGACGGUGCGUCACCGCACAGUGCCCGAGGGUCUUACAUACACGGCAACGGAAGUCCCCCGCCGUACCUUUCCAGCCACUCGCCUCCGCCCAUGGGACCCGGCCACCCGUACGGUUCCUACCCGGACAAUAUCGUCUACACGCCACUAGGUCAACCACUAAGCUCGAUGCACCCUGGUGCUCGCCGCCCUGGGCUGCACGGUAGCGCAGUGUCGGACCUCAGCAACGAUUCUAGUCCCGCGCACGGCUAUCCCGACUUCCCGCCGAGUCCCGACUCCUGGCUCGGUGAUUGUCCGCAACCGCAAACGCAGCUUCCAGCUACCGGGGCACCGGCGGCACCACCCUCCGUACAACCGCCGCCACCACCACCGUCGCUCGUCGGGGUGAUCGGUCAGCAGCCGACCCAGAACGGAACGUCCGCCCUGCACUACUGA
This is a messenger RNA of Anopheles marshallii, 1626 nucleotides long. RefSeq names its product LIM/homeobox protein Lhx3 (gene Lim3). The record is from RefSeq and is a predicted model, not a curated record. The transcript has 7 exons. Gene Ontology annotation, cellular component: nucleus. Lineage: Eukaryota; Metazoa; Arthropoda; Insecta; Diptera; Culicidae. Gene Ontology annotation, molecular function: DNA-binding transcription factor activity, RNA polymerase II-specific; RNA polymerase II transcription regulatory region sequence-specific DNA binding. Gene Ontology annotation, biological process: regulation of transcription by RNA polymerase II; neuron differentiation. Bases 1 to 1626 code for a protein of 541 amino acids.